CUUGUUACCAGACUAUGAGAACAGGAACUCUCUUUGCUAUAGAAAGCAAGCUGCCAGCAGGCACUAUGGAUCUUCUCCCCAAAACUAGAUACAACCACCUGCGCAAUGAAUCAGUUAGUUCCAUCGAUGAAACAGGCUCUGCACCCUCCACCCCCACUGUGGAAAUCAUGGUUACCCAGUCGUUGCCCAGCUCCUCCUCCUCUUCUUCUCUGGCCCCCAUGUUGCCCCUUGGCGAGCUGUCCUCUGAAACGGAGGACAGUCCUACCACCCUCUGCUCUUUUUUCCCCAAAAUGGCUAAUUUAAAGCUGUCCAACCCAGCUAACCUGCUAAACCUUCGAAGCUUCUCCUCUGGGGCAGGGAAGGAGUCAGGCAGCCCUGGUGACCCAGCAGAGACUUCCACACUCAGUGGUAGUCCUGACUUAGGAAGAACUGUUACUGUUUUCUCCCAGGAUAUGAACAAGCUGAGCUGCGGGAGGAAGUCCCGAGUGGAAGGAGGGCAGCUGGCUGGGGAUGAAUGGACCAGACACGGCAGCUUCGUCAAUAAGCCCACCCGGGGGUGGCUGCACCCCGACGACAAAGUCAUGGGUCCUGGAGUCUCUUAUCUUGUCAGGUACAUGGGUUGUGUUGAAGUUUUACAGUCCAUGAGAGCUCUGGAUUUUAACACCCGCACACAGGUCACAAGGGAAGCCAUCAGCUUGGUAUGUGAAGCUGUGCCCGGAGCCAAGGGAGCUCUGCGCAGGAGAAAGACUGGUGGUCGUUCCCUCAGCUCCAUACUAGGGAAGAGUAAUCUGAAGUUUGCUGGAAUGCCAAUCAAUCUGACCAUUUCUACUAGUAGCCUGAAUUUAAUGGCAUCUGAUUGCAAGCAGAUCAUUGCAAAUCAUCACAUGCAGUCAAUAUCAUUUGCCUCGGGUGGAGAUCCGGACACUGCAGAAUAUGUUGCAUAUGUUGCCAAAGAUCCAGUUAAUCAGAGAGCCUGUCAUAUCUUGGAGUGUCCUGAAGGUCUUGCUCAGGAUGUUAUCAGCACCAUUGGACAAGCGUUUGAACUUCGCUUUAAGCAAUACCUCAAAAAUCCCCCCAAGUUAGUCACCCCUCAUGACAGGAUGGCUGGGUUUGAUGGCUCCGCAUGGGAUGAAGAAGAGGAGGAGCUCCCAGACCAUGCGUAUUACAAUGACUUUCCAGGCAAAGAACCUCCAAUUGGAGGUGUUGUGGACAUGAGGUUACGAGAUGGUGCUGCACCCGCUGUUUUGAGGCAAAGUCCAAAUCACAUGGGAGCCACACUGCCUGUGGGUCAAAUCUUUGGAGGUGAACAGGAAUCAAGGAAGCUGCAGCAGCCAUCUGUACAAGGCAGAGAGAGAUUCCCAGUCCCUGGUGCCAAACCCCAGAACCGUCCUGACCUCUUUGAUGACCCAUCCUAUGUUAAUGUGCAGAAUCUGGAGAAAUCUAGGCAGCCUCAGAGGGUCACAAAUGGACAGAGGGAUAUCUUUGAUAUGAAGCCGUUUGAGGAUGCUCUUCCAUCUGCUCAAGGUGUGACCAGCAUGGAGGAGCAACUAAGACAGGAACCCUGGUACCAUGGUAAAAUGAACAGAAAAGAAGCAGAGAAACAGCUGAGAGUCAAUGGGGAUUUUUUGGUGCGGGAGAGCACAACUACCCCGGGGCAAUAUGUAUUGACAGGUUUGCAGAAUGGACAACCAAAACACCUGUUGCUUGUGGACCCUGAAGGUGUGGUGCGGACAAAAGAUCACAGGUUUGAAAGUGUGAGUCACCUUAUCAGCUAUCACAUGGACAAUCACUUACCUAUAAUUUCUGCUGGGAGUGAGUUGUGUCUGCAACAGCCGGUGGAGCGGAGGCUGUGACAGCCGUCAACACAUCCACCACUGCUCUUUGCUCAGCUUUUGAAAGGGAGAGUUUCUUGUAUGAGGGGUUCUCCCAGUUGUUGUCCCCUCUCCCUUGCCACACAAAUAGGGGCGGGGAUGAGCCAACAAAGAAUCCCCUAUUGUCCAGGUCCCUUCUGAGCAUCCUUAAGAUACAUGUGACCUAAAGGAUUAUAAUGCGCACACACAACAAUGGAGGACAAUAAGACUAUUCCAGCUUUGGAUUUUGCAGAACACACAGUGGGAACACCAGGACCACACUCUUCUCUGCAGCAACCGCUGAACUCUCAAUCAGCACAAGUACAAGACGGGUUUCCACUUCUGAAAGCACACGCUCUUCACUGCAGCUGGAUGACUUGUGCCUUUUACCUGGCUACUUUUUUUUGGGGGGGGGGGGUUGGGCUCUGGCUGCUGGUUGGAGACUGUUUCACAAGUAAUUCUUCCUCUGCCAGACAAUUACAAUAUUGUAUUGUGUGUGUUUACUAUCACUCCUGGACGCCAUGAAACAUUUUACCUUAGACUGUUGAUGGUAACAGAGAAACACUCCUGGGUAAAAUGCAUUUUAACAGGUUACAAUUUAGUUAAAUGUGUGUACUUAAUGGCAAUAAGCAAUGUUAAACCGUGAAAGCCAAGUGCUUAUGGUUGCCACAGGUGUUUAGUGCUGCCAUCUUUAAAAGUACAAAAAGUAGGCAGUGGAGUGCUGUGACAGAUUCCAAAAUCCUCUACUCCCUCAAAUCUAGAUCAAACUUGUCAUGUGGUUGAGCUGGGCUUUUGAUCUUCCAACUUGAAGGUCAGGGAAAUGAUUGAGGAAUCCUUAGGUUCAUGUACACCAUUGUCCCAAAUGACUGUCCCAGAUUUGGGUGAUGCUGCACAUCUUGCAAUAUAUUUCAGCCACUCCAGCUGUUUGGGUGUUUUUAACUUAUUUCUACCAGUGAGCUAUUGCAAAACCGCUUUUAGUUUGCUUAGCCCUAUGGUAGCUUAUGGGUUAGGUGUAGUGUCUUGAGGCGUUUGGUAGAAUUGAAAGUCCUUAUAACCUCAUAGUUCUCUGGCAAUGCAGGGUGUGGUUCACUACUCGCCUCCAUUACUGCACACUCCCUUCUGCCCUUACACACCUUUUGCCUUAACGACAGUUCAGCCCGAUUGCACUCUGACCUGUGUUCUUUUCCAUCAGAGGCCCAUGUGGUCAAAACUUUUAAACGCCACUUUUCAGUCCCCGUUUUGUAGUAAAGUAAGAUUACAUGUUUCCCAAACCAAACUUCCUAAUUAGUCCUGCUACAUUUAUUUAUUGUAGUGGCUUCCUUAAAAAAAAUUUUUUUUAACCCAAAUAUAAUUAGGGCUUGUAUUUUAAAUAGGUUCCUAAUCUUCCUCUUUUUCUAAACAGGGCAAAAUAACUGUAGAAUAUGUGGAACUGUGUAAUCAUACUGUGUAUCACUAUACCACAGCCAUCAUGUUUUCUAAUAUGUCCAUCGUUAGCGGGAAUAUCUGUCGUAUUCUAGGCCUUAUAUUUCCUGAGAUGUUUCUCCCUUGGUCAUAGCGACAGAGAAAUGUGCAAUAUAUAUGUUUUGCGUCUUAACCCCUCCCUUGUCAGAUAGUUCUGCCCCUGCAGAGCCUUCUUUAUGCUGUACAAUUUCCACUCUACAGAAUCCUCUGUGGAACAAUGCUUUUCAUAUGAUUUUUAAAAUGACAUUUGUCUACAUGAGAUUAUGAUGCAUACAUUGAAAAGGUAUUGUAAACAUGUGUGAGAUGUGUUUACUACAUGUAAGGUUAAAAAACAUUUAAUCUGAGAUUAGACAAGAUGCGGGAAAAAGUGCACAAACGUUCUACUAUUUACAAAAUGCUGUUGUUCCCUAUCCAAUCAACCAUGUACAGAUUUGUUUUUAUUAUAUUAUUUGCAUGUACACUUUGUAUCUUGAUACCAAAGCUUCAUUUGUCCGCACAUUCUGCAUAUCAAACAAUCAUGUCCCCCACACUGCUUCCUAUCUAAGUAGCACUCUCCUUGUACAGCUUGAUUUUUCAUAAUGUAUAAAAAAAAAUGCCAUGAUUAUACCAAAGUAAAAUAUAUUAAAUUCUGCUUAUUAAAAGUAGUAUCUCUUUCAUAAAA
Messenger RNA from Bombina bombina (fire-bellied toad), 3972 nucleotides. RefSeq names its product SHC adaptor protein 1 (gene SHC1). The record is from RefSeq and is a predicted model, not a curated record. Gene Ontology annotation, molecular function: receptor tyrosine kinase binding. Gene Ontology annotation, cellular component: plasma membrane. NCBI's taxonomy places the organism in Eukaryota, Metazoa, Chordata, Amphibia, Anura, Bombinatoridae. Gene Ontology annotation, biological process: cell surface receptor protein tyrosine kinase signaling pathway; intracellular signal transduction. Bases 15 to 1853 code for a protein of 612 amino acids. The transcript is spliced from 12 exons.